UGAAUUCAAUCAAGUAAUUUGAUGACUACAGUGGUGUAGUUUUGACGGCGACCCAUUGCGACUCACAUUCGACUUCCUUUCCACGAGGAACGCUCCAAAAUGCAGAAGACGAAGAAAGAACCCAUCCAUUCCGUGCAGGUCUUCGGUCGCAAGAAAAGCGCUACCGCUGUUGCAUACUGCAAACGUGGCCGUGGCAAUCUUAGGGUAAAUGGACGCCCAUUGGAAAUGGUUGAGCCGAGAGUGCUCCAAUAUAAACUUCAGGAGCCAAUCCUCCUCCUUGGCAAGGAAAAGUUUUCUGCCGUUGACAUCAGAGUUAGAGUAAAUGGUGGUGGACAUGUUGCACAGAUCUAUGCCAUCCGUCAGGCCAUCUCUAAAGCCUUAGUAUCGUACUACCAAAAGUAUGUUGACGAAGCUAGUAAAAAGGAGAUCAAGGAUAUGCUUAUUCAAUACGACAGAACACUACUUGUUGCUGAUCCCAGGCGCUGCGAGCCCAAGAAGUUUGGUGGACCAGGAGCCCGUGCUCGUUACCAGAAGUCUUACCGUUAAGAACAUUUAUCACUGUAUAUGUCAUUAUUUUGCAUCUGCGAGAGACCAGAAUAAAUGGUGUGUACAAAACUAAA
This is a messenger RNA of Athalia rosae (coleseed sawfly), 620 nucleotides long. It is a transcript of the gene RpS16, whose product is annotated as 40S ribosomal protein S16. Gene Ontology annotation, cellular component: ribosome; cytosolic small ribosomal subunit. Gene Ontology annotation, molecular function: structural constituent of ribosome; RNA binding. Bases 100 to 546 code for a protein of 148 amino acids. The record is from RefSeq and is a predicted model, not a curated record. NCBI's taxonomy places the organism in Eukaryota, Metazoa, Arthropoda, Insecta, Hymenoptera, Athaliidae. Gene Ontology annotation, biological process: maturation of SSU-rRNA from tricistronic rRNA transcript (SSU-rRNA, 5.8S rRNA, LSU-rRNA); translation. The transcript is spliced from 5 exons.